Phytophthora infestans T30-4 is the source of this 625-nucleotide messenger RNA. RefSeq lists its product as uncharacterized. The coding region runs from base 105 to 242 and encodes 45 amino acids. The record is from RefSeq and is a predicted model, not a curated record. Lineage: Eukaryota; Oomycota; Peronosporomycetes; Peronosporales; Peronosporaceae. The transcript has a single exon.
CGACUACAGCGGGGUGAAUCCAGAUUGCGACGGCAGUAGCGGAGACGACAGUAGCGAGCCGAGUGAAAGCUCUAGCGCCUCCAGUGAUGGGUCAGCCGAGUCUGAUGAGCAACGAGGGCGUCAGGAAAGCCGACGGCGACACGGAAGGCAUGGGCGACAUGUACGAGGAGAACGACGGAGGCGUCAAGUCCAACGGGGACGACAUGGAGAUGAUGAAAGACAAUCCAGUCGCAGGAGCGUGAAGGACCUAGAGUUACCGACCUUCACCCCCUCGCCAAAGGUCUCUGUCUCGACGUGGAUAGACAGGGUGGACUUAGCCUUGAAGGGAGCCGCUGAGUCUCGACGUGGGAAAUGGUCAGACCAUGCGUUGUAUUUUAUCUUGGGAAACAAGCUUAUGGACAAUGCCGCACGUUGGUGGGUGAAAAUGGAUCGACGAUUGCCAUCACGUGACCGGACAUGGGUCUACUUAAAGAAAGCACUUCUACGACGUUAUGGUGAUAGGCUGGAUAAGUCGGCAGCAUAAUGGCGUGUGAACAUGCGCAGGAUGAUGCCUGGAGAGACGUACUCUGAUUUCGCGGCAGCAUUGCGAGAUGUAGUUGGUCGUAACAAAGUCAGUGAACGCAUU